This is a messenger RNA of Cephus cinctus (wheat stem sawfly), 1609 nucleotides long. RefSeq lists its product as uncharacterized. Bases 277 to 1575 code for a protein of 432 amino acids. Lineage: Eukaryota; Metazoa; Arthropoda; Insecta; Hymenoptera; Cephidae. The record is from RefSeq and is a predicted model, not a curated record. The transcript has 3 exons.
UAAUCAUAUCCAUGAAAAAUUUUAUAAAUUUUUCGUAUUAAUAUUAAUCCCAUAAGUUUCACCUGUAAGCCAUUUAUUAACGACCUAUGAUAUACUGUCACAAUAAUUAAAAAACAUUCAACCUCUUAAAGGUAUUAAUUUUCAGACUGUACCUGCCGACAUAAUAAAUUGAAAUAAUAGGUACUGACAGCCAAUAUAUGGCGGCUAACACAUAUGAUUGUAAUUCAAAGAAACUCAAUCCUGUUGUAUCCGGAGGUACGUUAAAUUCUGUCACUUAUGAUAUACUAUAAAUUAUUCAGCAACACUAGAUCAACAUUACUCAAUAUGUUUAAUAAUGAUAAUGAUUUCUCAACAGGUAUUAUAAUUGGUCGUUCCAUGAGAAGAUCUAUGCACAGAAUGAAUGAUUGCCAGGCAAACAAUUAUCAAAGAUAUUCAUUUUUACUGCAUAUACGACGCUGGAUCACUGAACUAUGGAAUAACGUAAUUAAACGUUUUAAAAACAUAUUUCAAGAAGCUCGUCGUUUAGAAAUGCUUAGAAGUUACACAGCCAGAUCUGCUUCCCCUGUCCUAGUGUCCACCAGCAACCGUGUAUUAAAUACGGAUUCGGAGCAAGAAAAGACUUUCUGGCGGGAGGGUCGACCAAGUAAAUCUGAAAAAAGGUCAUCCACAUUGAUAAUCUAUUCGAAAGCUCGUGCAACAAUGAAUUACUGUACAUCGAGUACUAAAUCAAAGGAUCUAGAUGUUAUGCAACGUAUGACUUCAAAUUGUAUGAUUCAUGAGAAGUUCAUUAAUGAUCAACGUAAUAUAAAUUGUACAAAGGGAACUGAGAGUUCACUUUCUUCAAGACUUGAUGAUGAAUAUAAUGCUUUGUACAGAAAGCGCAGCAGCAUUCAUGACGGACAUCUUUUACGCGAAUUGACCAGCGAAAUGAAUAUAAAAUCGAAUAACCCUAAUGGAAUGCGAUAUCAAGAAAACAAAGGUGACAAACCACAAGAAGAUCUGUCAAAAUGGCCUGAUAAAGUGCAACAGAGUACAGAAUCAUUCACAUCCGAGGAGUGUAACGAGGCUACACCGGAUCAAGCUUUCUGUCGUUGGCUUCACCAGAUAUGGACCAUUUCGAAUAACGUUACGUCACGUUUAAAAUAUCUUCUAAGAGUUUCUCCGAGUUCACGUACAAGCAGCAGCGAUGAGAGCCUGGAGACGAAUGGCGAUGAAAGUUCCAGCAAUGAACUAUCUACCUUGUACGAUGCUGUAGAAACUGAAGAAGAGUCCAUUAGGCAUCAUGAUAGAUCUGCCUAUGGGCAUCAUUCACUAUGUGGACGUAGAAUACCACAUGGGCAUUUGUGUGUUCCUGGUCUACCGUGUGUGAACGAUGGUUCUGAAGAGUAUCGUGUCAUUGAGGAAAGUAACCUUCGGUCGCCCGAGAUAAAACUUCCAGGAAAUGUUUUCUUACGAAAUUCUGUUCCCUGUCCAGUUCUUGUGUUACCUAGAAUUCGCCAUGAGAAUAAUGGCCCUAGAAUGUACAUACCUGAAGUUUUUCAACACGGCGUUAGGACAGAUUGUCGGUACGUUUAAUUGAAAAAAAAUUAUUAGUUGUCAUUUAGAAAGU